Messenger RNA from Oryza brachyantha (malo sina), 2175 nucleotides. Its product is annotated as palmitoyl-acyl carrier protein thioesterase, chloroplastic-like. NCBI's taxonomy places the organism in Eukaryota, Viridiplantae, Streptophyta, Magnoliopsida, Poales, Poaceae. The coding region runs from base 263 to 1546 and encodes 427 amino acids. Gene Ontology annotation, biological process: fatty acid biosynthetic process. The transcript has 7 exons. Gene Ontology annotation, molecular function: fatty acyl-[ACP] hydrolase activity; acyl carrier activity. The record is from RefSeq and is a predicted model, not a curated record.
GAGAGAGAGAGAGAGAGAGAAAACUCACCUUUCUUCUCUCUCUGCACCGCGUGUGAGUUGGCGAGCCCGAGAGGCGGAGGCCACCACAAGUCUAAUCCGCCCGUAUCUAAUCCGCUCAGCCGCGCGUGGGUAGGCGAGGAGGAGGAGGAGGAGGAAGAAGGGAGGGAGGAGUUGAUCUGGGCGCGUCGUCUCGUGGAGUGUCCGGUUGGCCCUUCUGGUGUGUAACUUGUAGCAAAUUUGGACCCUGAAGUGCAGUUCAGUCAUGGCUGGUUCUCUUGCAGCCUCUGCAUUCUUCCCUGGCCCAGGGUGUUCGUCCGCGGCAUCGGCUAGAAGCUCUAAGAACACAGCCGGUGAAUUACCAGAGAAUUUGAGUGUCCGUGGAAUUGUAGCGAAGCCUAACCUGCCACCGGGGGCCAUGCAAGUUAAGGCGCAGGCGCAGGCCCUUCCUAAGGUUAAUGGAACCAAGGUUAACCUGAAAACUGCAAGCCCAGACAAGGCGGAUACAAUACCAUACAGUUCUCCGAAGACGUUCUAUAACCAAUUGCCCGACUGGAGCAUGCUUCUUGCAGCUGUCACAACCAUUUUCCUGGCAGCUGAGAAGCAAUGGACUCUGCUCGAUUGGAAGCCGAAGAAGCCUGAUAUGCUGGCUGACACAUUUGGCUUUGGUAGGAUCAUCCAAGAUGGGCUGGUGUUUAGGCAAAACUUCUUGAUUCGGUCCUACGAGAUUGGUGCUGAUCGGACAGCUUCUAUAGAGACAUUAAUGAAUCAUUUACAGGAAACAGCUCUGAACCAUGUGAAAACUGCUGGUCUCCUUGGAGAUGGUUUUGGUGCUACGCCAGAGAUGAGCAAACGGAACUUGAUCUGGGUUGUCAGCAAAAUUCAGCUUCUUGUUGAACGAUACCCAUCAUGGGGAGAUAUGGUCCAAGUUGACACAUGGGUAGCUGCUGCUGGAAAAAAUGGCAUGCGUCGAGAUUGGCAUGUUCGGGACUACAAUUCUGGUCAAACAAUCUUGAGGGCUACAAGUGUUUGGGUGAUGAUGAAUAAGAACACUAGAAGGCUAUCCAAAAUGCCAGAUGAAGUUAGAGCUGAAAUAGGCCCGUACUUCAAUGGUCGUUCCGCUAUAACAGAGGAGCAGGGUGAAAAGCUGGCUAAGCCUGGGAGCACAUCUGAUGGCUCUGCUACCAAACAGUUCACAAGAAAAGGGCUUACUCCUAAGUGGAGUGACCUUGAUGUCAACCAGCAUGUGAACAAUGUGAAGUACAUUGGAUGGAUACUUGAGAGUGCUCCAAUUUCAAUACUGGAGAAACACGAGCUUGCAAGCAUGACCUUGGAUUACAGGAAGGAGUGUGGCCGUGACAGCGUGCUUCAGUCACUUACCACUGUCUCAGGUGAAUGCGUCGAUGGCACCACAGAAUCCUCCAUCCAGUGUGACCAUCUGCUUCAGCUGGAGUCUGGAGCAGAUAUUGUGAAGGCGCACACGGAGUGGCGACCAAAGCGAGCGCAGGGCGAGGGGAACAUGGGUUUUUUUCCAGCUGAGAGUGCAUGAAUACUUCUGUAGUUUAUCCGGCAAGCAACCUCUUUGAGAAGUGCAGAUUCUAACUUGGCUAGCACAGGAGAAAUGAUUGUUGGUGGGAAAUUUGGCACGCCGUCGACAGCCGCCCAUAACCAGCCUGGGUUUUGUGAUGCACUCAUCCAGAUUUGAAGAUUGCAAUGAUUCUUACUGGCAGCUUGUUCAGAAAGAUGCUGAGCAGUUUGGGAGAAAAUCAGCUGAUUGGGAAACCUUAUCAGGAUGAUGAACAUGACUGGUGGUUGUAAAGAAAAAGGUUUGAAAUCCUUUGCAUUGUUCAUUUGUUGCCUUUCUGGAGCAAGAGUGACCCCAGUUAAUUAUCACACAGAGGGUAAUGGGAGUUGUUUUGUGAUGCUGAUUGCUGAAGCUGGAUUUGUUUUUGAACUGUGUUUCUGAAAGAAAAAAAAAGGAGAAAGAAGAAGCUGGAUUGAGCACGGAGCAGAGAUAUUACAAUCGACAUAGAUAAAUAAGAUAAGAUGUGAUGCUAACUUAGCCCAGGUGGUUUGUGUGUGUGGAGAUGCAAUCCAUUGUAGCAGCCUAAUUUGUACAUUCUUGCUACCAUAACUUAUUAAUCGAAUGAAUCGCAGUUCUCCUGCGUUUUGAUCAAA